Molecule: messenger RNA, 1656 nt
Organism: Umbelopsis ramanniana AG
Lineage: Eukaryota; Fungi; Mucoromycota; Umbelopsidomycetes; Umbelopsidales; Umbelopsidaceae
Exons: 4
Coding region: 1-1656 (551 amino acids)
Biological process (GO): transmembrane transport
Molecular function (GO): transmembrane transporter activity
Source: RefSeq, a predicted model, not a curated record
AUGACUACUCCAAGCAAUGCUUCUUCGAAAACGUUAGAUGAUAAUGAAAUUUACAGGACACAAAGUCGCCGGAUAGAGAAUGAGGAGGAUCCCAACCUCCCUUACCGUACUCUCAGUAAAAAUGCAAACAUGGAUGAAUACACUCAUGAAACCGCUACGGGAAAUAUUGUCACACGCAGACUCUCUCAAGCUACUGGCCAUCAAGUUGAAUAUAAGCUGGUGACUUUCGAAAUUGAUGACAAGGAAAAUCCUAAAAAUUGGUCAAAGGCUUACAAGUGGUAUUGUACCAUGGUGAUUGCCAUGGUCUGCUUCAUUGUUGCCCUCGCUUCAUCUAUUGUCACGGCCGAUAUCGGAGGUGUCUCCGAAGAAUUUGGAGUAUCAGAAGAAGUUUCCCUCUUAACCGUCACUUUGUUCGUUGUCGGUUUUGGCGUUGGCCCUAUGGUUUUUGCUCCUAUGAGUGAAGUUUUAGGAAGAAAAAUCAUUUAUGUUACAACUUUAGGAUUUGCCGUCAUUUUCAUCAUCCCUUGCGCUGUCGCCAAGAACAUUGGUACACUUUUGGUCUGUCGAUUCAUUGAUGGUAUUGCCUUUUCCGCACCAAUGACUCUUGUUGGAGGAAGUUUGGCUGAUUUGUGGAGAACCGAAGAACGCGGUGUUCCUAUGGCUGCCUUCAGUGCCGCUCCUUUCAUUGGCCCUGCUAUCGGUCCUCUCAUUGGUGGUUUCAUCGGUGAUAACCUUGGCUGGCGCUGGUUAUACUGGAUGACUCUUAUCCUUGCCGGAGCUAUCUAUAUCAUCUUAGUGACCACUGUCCCCGAAACGUAUGCCCCAACUAUCCUCGCUAAACGUGCUGCCAAGUUGAGAAAGGAAACUGGAGACGAAACAUACGUUACUGAGCAAGAUCUUGAUAAGCGACCUUUUGGUCAGAGAAUGAAGGUCUUCUUGAUCCGCCCAUUCCAGUUGUUGUUUGGUGAACUUAUCGUCCUCUUGAUCUCCCUUUAUAUGUCUGUCCUGUAUGGUCUUCUCUAUAUGUUCUUUGUUGCUUAUCCCAUUGUCUUUCAAGAAGGAAAGCAUUGGUCCGCCUCAGAUACUGGUCUUAUGUUCAUUCCUCUUGCCAUUGGUGUACUUUGCUCAGCUGCUGCCGCACCUUUGGUUAACAAGCAUUAUCUAUGGGUCUCCAAGACCAAGUACAAUGGAAAGCCUCCGGCUGAAGUUCGACUCUACCCUAUGAUGGUGAGCUGCUGGCUCGUCCCCAUCGGUUUGUUCAUCUUCGCCUGGACUUCAUACCCUCAACUUUCUUGGUGGGGUCCUGCCAUUGGUGGUCUUCCCGUGGGUUUUGGCUUCAUCUUCUUGUAUAACUCUGCCAAUAAUUACAUGGUUGACUCCUACCAACAUUUGGCUGCUUCAGCUUUGGCCGCUAAGACCUUUAUCCGUAGUUUCUGGGGUGCCUCUACUGUCCUUUUUACCACCCAAAUGUAUCACCGUAUGGGUUACCAAUGGGCCAGUACGUUCCUUGCAUUCCUCGCACUUCUCUGCUGCGCUAUUCCAUUCCUUUUCUUCAUCUAUGGUGCUCGCAUUAGAGCUUAUUCCAAGUACGCUUUUGCUGAUGACAACUCCAUGUCUGAUGACGAAAAGAGAGCCGGUGCUGAUGCCGCUCACUAA